GGGUUAGCGGUCGAUGGUUUUUCCGUGCAAGUCUCAAAAAGGCUCAAGAUAAAACACAGACGGUUAUGUUCAUGCUGGAUUAUUAUAAUUCUCAAUGUGGAGUCUUCAGGACAUUGCUAGCCAUUCCCUUUGAUGCCUGGCGUGAUAAGAUGAUUGCAAUAUCAGACCAGAUUUCAACGCUUUUUCGCGAUUGCCGCAACUGGAAGGACAUUUUGGGGGUCAAGAAAGCGCUUGCAUUUUAGACCCACCCCUCACAACUGCCAAUACCACCCCUUCAACGUUAACCACGCCCUUCUCUGUAUAUAAAUAGCACGGGUCCCUGGACGACGACAAAUUGCCCCCGGAGCUGUACCCCUCUCCUUCAACCGCAGCCUCACCAAGAGAAACACCAUGAAGUGGUCCGGAUCUCGCCCUGAAGGCCUCGACCUAUACCAAGAGAUCUUUGUUUUAAGGAGUGACAAUUCCGUGUUUACUCCCUCGCUACCUCAGAUGGCGACCGUGGAUGAAGAUUCACCAGCGCUUUCCCAAGACCUGCCCUGUGGCCACGGAGAUCCGACACCCCCGAUGGAGCAAGCCCUUGAGAGUCAGAGGGAAUCGGCCUCGGCACCCCCGUCGCCACCUGCGGACACGCAAGCCCUUGAGAGUCAGAGGGAAUCGGCCUCGGCACCCCCGUCGCCACCUGCGGACACGCAAGCCCUUGAGAGUCAGAGGGAAUCGGCCUCGGCACCCCCGUCGCCACCUGCGGACACCCUGCCAGACGAUGAGAGCGGCGCAGAUGAAAACGAUGGGUGGAUUCGCUUCGGUUUCAUCAAAGCGGUGAAAACUGUGCUGUAUCGCCUUUUGACCGCUGCGAUCAGACAAUACAUGCACGAAAUGUGUUACGGAAGCGUUAAUAACCGUCCUAGUCAAAAAGAGCAUGGACGCUUGAAGCUGCUUGAGAACGAGCUCUACGAACAUAACUACUAUGGUAUAUUGCGAGUACUUUAUAACGAACGUUUCAUGGAUGCAGUUCAACAGUUUCUAGCCGCUCGCAACAUCCAUCAUGACAACGAGGCUGUUAAUGCUGUCAUACAAGCGUAUCUGUAUGAAUUAACGAUGGUGAAGCGUGUAUUUAAUACAAUAUAUGGCGGGUAUGAUCGGCUGGUUGAAGAAAACUGUGAACUAAAAGAACAACUUGAUGCCAUCACAGACUACUGGCGAGGGUCUUGAAACCAAUGCAUACAUGUUUUCUCAUGUCU
Fundulus heteroclitus (mummichog) is the source of this 1238-nucleotide messenger RNA. RefSeq lists its product as uncharacterized. Lineage: Eukaryota; Metazoa; Chordata; Actinopteri; Cyprinodontiformes; Fundulidae. The record is from RefSeq and is a predicted model, not a curated record. Bases 391 to 1209 code for a protein of 272 amino acids. The transcript has 2 exons.